Molecule: messenger RNA, 2259 nt
Organism: Gasterosteus aculeatus aculeatus (three-spined stickleback)
Lineage: Eukaryota; Metazoa; Chordata; Actinopteri; Perciformes; Gasterosteidae
Source: RefSeq, a predicted model, not a curated record
ACCCUAACCCUCAUGCACACACCCCCAACAGUGAAAACCCUUCCUGAUAUUGUAAUGAUUAACGUACUGAAGGGGGGUUUUCACGCAGAGAAGCGAUUCACGGAGUCAGAGACUAGUUGCGGGCAGCUGAGGAGAAGCACUAACCUGCUGAUUGAAAUGCAAAAAGAGGUGACGAUGCAGUACACAUUGUUGCACACGCUUGUCUGGCUGCUACCAGCGUUCUCAACACAAGAGUUGGUGAGCCUAAGCGUUAGUCCUGACAUCACCGCAGAAUGUGGCAAACCGGUGACCCUGAUCUGCAACGCGUCAUCCUCACAAAGGGAGCUGUCAAUCAAGCGCAUGGAGUGGUUCCAGAACCGCACAUCUGUCUGCUCCGUGAACGAGGAGGGGGACAUCAGGAACCACGCACCCUCUACCAGGGAUUCAUACUGCGAGUAUAAACACGGACAAUUUUCCCUCACCUUUAAAAGCGCAAAGCCGCUGGACAGAGGAAGCUACGCGUGCAAACUGCAAUCCAGCCGAGGAGCUCGACACAAAGUCACCAAGGUGGAGCUGCAAGAGUGUUGCGGGAAGGCAGAAGGUGUUUGGACGAAGGACCGACUCACCUGCAUCUUCAGAAACGUCUACCCGGACGGAGAUGUCCACUGGUUCAACCCCUCUCGCAACCUCUCAUACGGGUCUGUGAGGCGCUACACCUCCAAACAAGUGGAUGAAGGGGGUUGGCUGACUAUUCAAAGUGACCUAGACUUGGAAAAUUUACCUGGGCCCAACAGCUGUUCCUUGAUGAGCCCCACAUCUGGUCGAUACAUUGCAAGCACUUUAGUUCUGAAGCCGCAGUCCCGGUCCUUGGAUGCAACACAGAAACAGACAGACCAGAGCGGGAGUGGAGUAGGAUCGCAUAGACCCAUGUGGACUUUUUUGUUUUCUGCAGUCUUACUUGGUGCCACACUAAAUUAAUGGAUUUGCUAGAGUACGUCCACGUAAUGGAGUGUGUUUGGACAUCGGGGGAAGCGAUGGUUAACAUCGAUUUGUAGCAAUGAGGUACUGAGAUUUCUUUUUUCAUUAAGUCAACCUGCAUUGUCCAACGGCUUACUCUUCUUCCUUUUACCUCUUGAUUGAAGUGAACCGGUAUAGUUAUUUCGAGGCAUUGAAAUUUCUUUUGUCUUAUCAGAGAAUCACGAUUGAUAUCAAACACACAUUAAUAACUGCAAUGACUAAUAAUGACCGAGGAGUUCUGGCUACUUGUUCAAUUUUUGCCUAUAGAUUUAUUUCUGAGGGAGGACGAUGAGAAUGUCUGCUCACAGGUGCGUCCGCUGCGUGUCCUCGGGAUGGUUAUCUACGACUACCCUGGGGACGCCAGCUCUCUGCACCAACACAUCGAAAGAAAGAGCUUUCCGUCUCCAACAGAAUGGAGACAUCAAAAGAUGGGCUCCUCCCAGGAAUUCCCCGCAAACACAGCGUGUGCCUUUGUGUGCAAAAGAAUUGGACGCCUGGGCUCUCAGUGGAGCCAUCGUGGAUGGAUGCUGCCCUCUGGUGAGCGAGCCGUUGUGAGAGUCGGAUGUGACGGCGGCUGCAGAAACAACUAUCUGUCAAUAGGAGGCUUAAGCGGUCAGUGUCCCGGCGGCAGCAGGAACCUCGUUCCCGUCCGCCACCAGCUCUCUGUGCUGCCCGGCACCCUCUGCAAAGGACACAUUUGAGAGCCUUUUCUACACCGAAGGACUCUUUGCUAAUGUUGCCCCACAAGUGCAUGUUCAACUUUUAGCUUUUGAAUGACUUUGAGAUCAUCUCGACUAUUGUAGUGCACCUGGGUUCCCAAUAAUGUCCACAAACACACAUACAUCUACACACCAGUGGGUGUUUGUGGAAUAAAUAUCUUUCAGUUGCAUAAUCUUGAGGAAUAAUUGGUUUUGUAAGAUGUUUUCUUUGACUGGUUACAGAAUGAGGUAUACUGUACAAGCAUGUACAAAUAAGCAUGACAAAGUUAAAGCUAUUUGCAUUUCUUAUCACAAGACUAAAUGAGAAUUUCACAAACUUGUCAAAGCGAGUGACGGUGACUGGGUUAGCCUUACAGGGAGCGGUCUGAUUAUCCAUAAAUACAGCACUUAUUUGUUUUUCCAUUUUGUGAUUCUCAAAGUGAUUAUACUAACUUAAAAGGUUUGGAGAAAGAAAUGUACGUCAUAACUGCUGUAUUCUUUCACAAUUGAGCAUUUGAUUAAAAAUCAAUAAAGCACAUUUCCGAAUGAAAUUUGUAGAAGAUCA